Messenger RNA from Kluyveromyces lactis, 348 nucleotides. It is a transcript of the gene YKE2, whose product is annotated as tubulin-binding prefolding complex subunit YKE2. The transcript has a single exon. Lineage: Eukaryota; Fungi; Ascomycota; Saccharomycetes; Saccharomycetales; Saccharomycetaceae. Gene Ontology annotation, cellular component: cytoplasm; prefoldin complex. Gene Ontology annotation, molecular function: protein-folding chaperone binding. Gene Ontology annotation, biological process: protein folding; chaperone-mediated protein complex assembly. The record is from RefSeq and is a predicted model, not a curated record. Bases 1 to 348 code for a protein of 115 amino acids.
AUGUCUGCUGAAGAGACCACACAGAAAUAUACAAAGCUACAGGGCGAGUUAGAAGAACUGAUCGUAGCUAGACAAAAGCUAGAAACGCAAUUACAAGAGAACAAAAUCGUCAGCGAUGAGUUUUCGAGUUUGAAAGAUGAUGCUACUGUGUAUAAGUUAACCGGUGGUGUACUUCUGCCAGUGGAACAGUUUGAAGCAAAGGGGAACGUUGAGAAGAGACUCGAAUUCAUUGAAAUCGAGAUCAAACGUUGCGAGACCAACAUCAAAUCCAAACAGCAAGAAUUGGAAGUUGCAAGGAGCGAACUUAUGAAAUUACGUUCUCAGCAGCAGCAGCAGCAGCAGCAGUAG